This is a messenger RNA of Alternaria rosae, 1056 nucleotides long. Its product is annotated as uroporphyrinogen decarboxylase. Bases 1 to 1056 code for a protein of 351 amino acids. Lineage: Eukaryota; Fungi; Ascomycota; Dothideomycetes; Pleosporales; Pleosporaceae. Gene Ontology annotation, biological process: heme biosynthetic process. The transcript is spliced from 4 exons. Gene Ontology annotation, molecular function: uroporphyrinogen decarboxylase activity. Gene Ontology annotation, cellular component: cytosol. The record is from RefSeq and is a predicted model, not a curated record.
AUGGCACCCCAAUUCGAGCCCAUGAAGAAUGACCUCAUUCUGCGCACAGCACGAGCUGGACGCUACCUGCCGGAAUACCAUGAGGCGAAGGGCAAAAACGACUUCUUCGAAUGCUGCCGCAGCCCCGAGAUCGCCUCCACCCUCACCCUCCAGCCCAUUGAGCGCUACGAAGGCCUCAUCGAUGCCGCCAUCAUUUUCUCCGACAUCCUCGUCAUUCCCCAAGCAAUGGGUAUGGAGGUCAUAAUGGUGGACAAGAAAGGCCCGCAUUUCCCCGAACCACUGCAAACUCCGGAGGAUAAGCAGUACAAGGAGGUUCUUGAGAGGAAGGUGGAUGUUGCCGAGUCUUUGGACUAUGUCUACAAGGCUAUCACCAUGACGAGGCAAAAGUUGGCAGGCAGGGUGCCGCUAAUUGGCUUUUGCGGUGCGCCUUGGACACUACUGUGCUAUAUGGUCGAAGGAGGAGGCAGCAAGAUGUUCAUCCAGACCAAGACAUGGAUCUACAAGUACCCCAAGGAGAGUAAGGCGCUGCUGCAGAAAAUUGCCGAACUUUGCGUGGAAUAUCUGGCUCUUCAGGUGCAGGCUGGCGCACAGAUGAUCCAAGUCUUCGAUUCCUGGGCGGGAGAGCUAUCGCCAACCUCCUUCAAGACCUUUGCUCUACCUUACCUCAACUACAUUGCCGACAACCUGCCUGCGCGUCUCCAAUCGAAGGGCCUCGAACCCGUUCCCAUGACCGUAUUCGCGAAAGGCGCAUGGUACGCCUUGUCGGAUCUUUGCGACACCAAGUACAACACCAUUGGCCUCGAUUGGCUCCAUGCGCCGGCGGAAGCAUACAAGAUUGCACAAGCAAAGGGUAAGGUGCUUCAAGGUAAUGCGGAUCCGGGUGUUUUGUACGGCACCAAGGAGUCCAUCACGAAGGUAGUAGAAGAGAUGGUCGCUGGGUUUGGUGGUGGCAAGCAGGGAUGGAUCGCCAACCUUGGACACGGUAUCACACCGUUCGUUAAGCCAGACGACCUGAAAUUCUACUUUGAAGAGAUACACAGGUUAACAAAGGCCUAA